GAGGAAGACAAAAACAAAAUCCAGAACCCCCUGGUCGUCGCCAGCGAAAACUUCGCGAAACGGGAACGCACGCAGCUGAAGGAGUUCGUGCUAAAAAUGCGGAAGUUUUACCGAAGAAAGAAGUACGCGUUUGAAGCCGUCACCGGGAUAGCGACGCCGGCGCUGGAAGACAAUGUUGAUGACAAAGACGGCGCUGACAAGGACAUGAACCAUGCCGAUGGAACAACGAAUGACGCGGAAGAUCAAAAAUUUAAGCUCUCUUCUUCUCCAGGCUCUUCUUCCAACUCCGGAAAUAAUAAUGACGGCGGGGGUGACAAAAAUAUGGAGCUCGCUGUGGUGUCCACCAAAAAAGCCGAUCUACAUAUCAACGAGCCGUACUCGCAAGAGAAAAAACAGAUGCGGGACUGGUUCGAGAAGAAAAGGAGCGAGUUUCUAAACGCGAUCUUCGACACCAAAGGCUCGAUGCUGGAGGGGCAGGAAAAGGAGGCGUUCAUGAAAGCGAAAGACAUGAUGACGCACCGAGGAGUCCCAGACAUCCUGCCCAGUGAGCAUCUGGUGCUGGAAGCGCUCUGGCUCAUGGUGUGGGAUUGCGUGUUGCCCGACCCGGAAGAGGAGACGGAGGGGAAAAUGCGUAUAGAAAAUCUUAAUAUGUUGAUUAUUUCUCCUGAAUUGUUGAGACGUAAUGCUGGUGGUGCACUUUUUCUUUUUGCAUGUCAAAAGGGCCGCCUUCGAUUUACUUUUGUUGUAGCGCCGCGAGGGCAUCAUGUGAGUGUUGAGAAAAUCAAAAUUUUAUCUAGAAUAUCGAAACCUAUCAACUCUUCCACAGUCCAAGCUAUGCAGGCCGAUCUUGCUUCGCCGCGUGACGCCAACGACCCGAUUUUGUCCAAAUUGAAGCAGGACGCCCUACCAAAAGGAAAAAUCCCCCCUCCCCAUAUCAAAACGAAGUUUCUGAUCAUGUUGGAUUUGCGUACACAAAUCAGAUUUAUCUUGCUGGAGAGGAAUCAAUGCAGGCCUAUAAUAUACUAUGCCUGAGUAGGGAGGUUUUGGGCUAGGCACUGAGCAUGGCAGGCGACUAGUCUGUAGGGCCAACCGCAUCACAAACCGCCUGCAAAAUGCGGCGGACGCUGUGGAGUUGCGUUCUUGCAAGACAGAGACGAUUUGUGGCCACAAAUCAGCAUUGCAAAUUUUCUACGAUGUAUCUUUUCGGUUUGGGGAGGGGGAUUUUUCCUUUUGAUACGCCGAGGACCUGAUCAACAUGCAGCAGGCGUUGAAGAUAUCAAGCGUAAAAAUGUCUGGGUCUGGAAGAAUUCAUGUCUGUCAUGCUUGUCUGGCAUGAAUCUUAAAUCUGUCAUGCACGUUACCCAAGAGCUCCGUUUUUCUGUGAUGCAGAAGCGCAGUUUGUCAUACAGAAUAGGCAACACCUAGGAGCUCAGAAACUUGUCAUGCUGAGCCAGCAUUUGUAGCCUGGCCCCAUCAUGAGACGCCACCCAGCAUCACAAUUUUCCAGACCCAGACACUUUUACAUUUGAUAGAAGAUCGGGAAAAGCGAGGUCGUCGCCUCCCUGCUCGCCAUGGCGGAGGAGGAGCUGCCCGCGUCGGUCUUGUCCGGCAAGGCGUCGUUGGUCCCCAACAUCGAGAGCUCCCCCGUGCGGGGGCAAGCGACUCUCGUCCGGCCGUCCGCCAUCGCGAGUCCCAGUGCGGGGCAGUACGGAGCCCGGAUCAAGCAGUCGCCCGCCCCGAACACGACCAACGCGAUGGAAGACAGCGAAGGAGGCGGCGGAGGGAACUACCCGGGGAUUAACAGCAAACACGCGUCGAAGAACUCGCUCAGAUCGGACAAAUCGAGCGCUGCCAAAAGGAGAAAGUUGAUGCAGUUGUCCAGACGGGGGAGUAAAUUCAACGAGACGAGUGGUACGAGAGCAGUAGACAAUCAUCUUCACGACGCAACAAGGAGCAAGAAAACCGCGAGUGUUUCUGCCUCUGCGCACGACGAAUUGUCGAAGCACAUCGUGCCCGGGCGGAAGCAGCCACACCCAGACAAGGAUCGGCUUGGGCUGUUGUGCUUUUUGGAUGAGUUGUCCGACUCGGAUGAGGAAGACCUGGAGCCGGCCGACGCGGCCGGCCGGGUGAUGGUGCAAUCCAGUCCGAACAUGAUUCUCGAUAGUCCGAAAAUGAUGCUUGGUGCGGCCGCGAGUGGUAGAAGUGGUGGCGUAACGACCGACCUCCGGGACGAGAAACUGCGCCAUCCGGAUCGGUUUCUCCUCCCACCCGCUUCCAAGGCGCGGGCUCUCGCCGAGGGCCCGGAGAAAUUGCUCCAACUUCUCGUCGACGUCGCGAAACACCACAAGCUGCGGCCGAAGCAGCCGAGACGGAAGAAUUUGCUCCUGACCGCCAUGGAAUUGCUGUGCAAACGGGCCGCCGAGCAGAUCCAAGCCACUCAGCAGGCGACGAAACUGUUUUCGCCCCUGGAGGGGAUGACAAAAAUCUACGCGCACCUCAUCGCGAAGGAAAUCAAGAAUCUGGACCAGCACCCGGAGGUGAAAAAGCAUUGGGGAAACUUGAUCGCGCAACUGUACAAGGAGUACAACCCCCAGAAACUUGAAUCCGUGCCAGAACUGCUCGUGAAGUACCACAACAAGGAGCGGCUGCUUUAUCUCGGUAUAAUUAUGGUCUAAUGCUUAUGCUCAGCACAGCAAGGGCAGGACGAGGUUGUCUCCAUUUAUGUCGCAGAAGUGCGAUAAAAAACUUUUCUUCGUGAUGCAAAAGUUCUUGAGCAGGCGCGUUGAUCCUUGUAUGCAAAGUGAAAGUUGUCGAAAUAAUAUAUCAGGUAUCUGCGACAAGUACCAGGUGCAACCCCGGUCUGACCUCCCCGAGGAAAUCAAGGCCAGGGUGAACGGCGACGCAAUUACCCCCGGCAUGGCGAAACCGAACCUGCAGCCGCAUUUUCCCUUGAACAACAAUGAUUAUGGAGCGGCUGGGGCACCUCUGGCGAACGGGAUGAACAACGCGGGCAACAAUACCACUUCUGCAAUGGCAAACGGCACCGCCACAGGAUCGGGGUCCUCUGCGACCUCGGGGGACGACCAAAUGAAUAACGCGAAUGACAACAACGAGCGGAUUUUCCUGGAUGAAAUGAACGACGACUAUUUCAAAGAGUUCCAAGAACUUUAUUUCUCGGAGCUCGUGAAGCUCUACGAGCGGUUCAACCCGAUGAAGAUCGACAAGAUUCGGCCGAUAUCAAAUGUAAAAAUGUCUGGGUCUGGAAGAAUACGCGAUUUGUCAUGCAGCUUUUCCAUGACCCAUAAGGUCUGGAAUGCAGGACCUACCAUGACAGAUUCUGCGCGAUCUCUCUCAUGCCAUUCCUGCAUGAGAAACUCCCUCCCGACUUGGUCAAAACUGGACGACUUUUGGUAAUCAUGCAACACAGAUUUUUGCAUGCUUCAGAUUUAGCAUGAUAAGUUGCACUCUUCCAGACCCAGACACUUUUACAUUUGAUAGCCGAUGCUGGAGAAGAACAGGACCCGGGAACAAUUGCUUUUCGAGGGUGUUUAUCCUGUGCAAAAGUAUCGUACUCGUACUGAUCGCAUUCAUGCAUUACAAAUUUCAUUCUCAGGUUAAAUCCGCAUUGCAAAUUUUCUUUCAUCUCAUGCUGAGUCAUGCGAUUUAUACUAGUACGAUACUUUUGCAAUGCAUAGGGUUUGUGACAAAUACGAAAUCAAGCAAACGGACGAGUUUGCGCUGCUGAAUUUGCCUCUGCAGCGGAAAAUCGCGGUGCUGAAGAUCAAGCACACGAUAAAACGCAUUUUCGAGUUGAAAAACCCGGAAAAACUGUCAACUCUUCAGACGGUGAUGCAGAAAUACCACGGAAAAGAGGAAAAAUUGUACACUGCGGUGUGCACGAAAUAUUCGGUUAGCGAAAACGACUUAUUGAUUCGGGAAUUGAAGCAGUGCCGCGACAACGCGGAGAAAAAGGAGAAUAAUAAAGAAGAAAAGCUGGAUAAAGAAAUCGGCACUAAGAAUAAAGACGCAGCUGAUAAGGACCCUUUGACCGCGAAAGAGAGGAAAAAACAGGAAAAGCAGCGCACGGAAAAGUUGAAGGCGGCGAUUAAGGACAUCUACAAGCAGAAAAACCCGUCGAAGACAAAGGAAUUGUCGAAGACUAUUUUUCCGAAGUACUUGAACCGGGAGCACGAGUUGUACACAGCAUUGUGCAAGAAGUACGACAUCCCCGUCGAUAAGAAGCUUUUGCCGACUGGUGGUACUAGCUCUUCGAAUCAAGACAAUGCUGACGGUGACUUCGGUCCCCAGGUCGCGAUGAAGGCCGCGGCGAACAACAAGGACAACAACAAUAAAGCUGGAACAACAACAUCAAAUCUCCCACCCGAUAAUUCGGACGAGGAGCAUUCCGCCGCGAAGCCGGACAGUGGGCUGGAUUACGAGAAACUCAUCUACGAUUUGUACAAAGAGCACAACCCGACCAAACUGGAAGAUCUUCCUGCUCUGCUCCAAAAAUACGAGGGGCAGCAGGACGAACUGUACGAACGGGUGUGUAAAAAGUACAACGUGGAGCCGAUCAAGCCGCAACUACAAUCCCCCGCCCAGUCUUCCGUUGCGGACCCGAGCGAAGCGCCGGAAGACGAGCUGAAAGGGCCGUUUGACGACGACCCGAAGUACUUGCAGUAUGCGCUGGAUGUACUGUGCAUUCUACUGCGGUCCUUGUCCAACUUGUUUCACAUGAACGCAAAUCUGCACUUGCCCUACAACCAGUCCGCGACCAUGCUGAAGGCUUUGCAGAAACAGAAAGAAGUGGUGCACAAGAAGAACGGUAUGACAUUGUUCUUUCUUUGGAUACUUGUGCCUGCACUUAUAACAGUAAAAACAGGUCGAGGUCAUGAGGUGCAACAAGUGCUGCUGCGCGUAGUAAGUACUACUGCCAUCUCGAUCUUCUACCUCUGGUGUAAUGUAAACCGAUGAAAAAUGUUGCACAUUGUUCUUGCAAAACCGUAGUAAUAGUAAAUCAUUUGUAUUGACAGACCGGUCCUACAAGUCUCUGUACAAAUCCUCCUGGGAUCUCUCCGUCCUCCCCCCGGACCAACUCCGCGACCUGCAACUGGCGUUGAAGCCUCGGAAGAUGCGGGAGCUCGAGGACAAACUCGGCAGCCGGGUGUUCCUCAGCUACCAAAAUGACGUCCUGGAACUCAUAUGGAUUGUAAAAAUGUCUGGGUCUGGAAACUUGUGAUGCUGGGUGUCGUAUCAUGAAGAGCCCACAAGUGCUGGCUCAGCAUGACAAGCUUUUGAGCUUCAAGGUGUUGCCUAUUCUGCAUGACAAACUGCGUCCCUGCAUGACAGCAAAAUCGGGCUAUUGGGUAGCGUGCAUGACAGAUUUAUGAGUCAUGGCAGACAAGCAUGACAAACAUGCACUCUUCCAGACCCAGACAUAUUUGCAUUUGAUAACUCAAAGGGUCCAACAAGCAGCAGAUGGACCAGGCCAUCCUGCUGGUCUCCCGCCUCUUAUGCACUGCAAAAGUAUCGUGCUAGUAUAGAUUGCAAUACAAAUUGGCUCAGCAUUACAAGUUGAAUUUGUUUUGCAGAUUUGCCUUGGGAACUAGAUUUGUAAUGCAUAAAUGCAAUUAGUACGCUACGACUACGAUACUUUUGCACAGGAUACCUCUUGGACGACAUCAACGGCGACAGCGACUUGGAGUCCGACAAAGACUACGGCUGCGACGAGUCGACCACCUGCCUCUACACCGCUUGCACGGAAACCUACCACGGCGACGACGUGCUCCCCAUGUACGUGAACCGCCAAAACAUCCUCCUGGACAUCCGGAUAUGAAUUGCAAAAGCAUCGCAAUAGCAUGAAUUGCAUUACAAAUUUGCUCAGCAUGAGAAAUGGAAUCUGUAAUGCUGCUUGACGUUAGGAAAAAGAUUUGUAAUGCAUAACUGCAAUUACUACGAGUGCGAUGCUUUUGCACUGGAUACCGGACCCCCUUCGACCAUUUGCGACACAAGUACAGCUGCAGCAUCCGGUUCGACUACCAGGAGCCGGUGCUACCCGCGGAACUCCGCGACAAGCCGGAGGAGGACAGAACCCCGAUCGAGGACUUCUUCGAAGACGGCAUCACGCCGGAACGGCUCAUGGCGCUGCAGAAGGAAAUCCACGAGGACGCUUUGCUACCCUUGUUCAAGGACGAGUGGCUGCGGAACCUGAACGCGAAAAAGAUGCGCAUGAAGGGCGGGAUCGUUUUCAACCUGGAGUUAUGGAUUGUAAAAGUGUCUGGGUCCAGCACCUCUGGAAACUUGUGAUGCUGGGUGACGUAUCAUGAAGAGGCCACAAGUGCUGGCUCAGCAUGACAAGCUUUUGAGUUUCUAGGUGUUGCCUAUUUUGCAUGACAAACUGCGUUUCUGCAUGACAGCGAAGUUAGUGUGGCUCUUGGGUAACGUGCAUGACAGAUUUAUAAGAGUCAUGCCAGACAAGCAUGACAAACGUGCACUCUUGGAGACCCAGACAUAUUUGCUUUUGAUAGGAGUUCGACCGGCGGGCCAACACGUUGGCGUUGAUCGCGGUCGCGAAGUCGAAGGUGGCUCUGGACUAUGGAAGUGUCAGGAUUGAAAUCGACAAAGUUGAAAUGAUUUGUCAUGCAUAAAAUGGAUGCCAGUUGAGUUGGAAGCCCACUUAUCAAGCGGCGCAUGACAAAUUUUCCGAGCACCGGAAUCCAUUUUGUGAUGCUGUUUGGGCGCAGAAGACUGCUUUUGUCAUGCGAACUUAGUAGCUCUAUUACUAUUUCAAACCCUAAACAGGCUCACAAUCGGCCUCGCGUGCUAUCCCGGCAAGACAGGCACUUCAUGCCUUGCAUUUUAUGCAUGACAAAUCAUUUCAACUUUGUCGAUUUCAAACCUGACGCUUCCAUAUAGACCGGAUCGCGGAUAAGGUGGGGGAGGCCUUGGAGCAUGGCGCGAAGUACCAGUAUUUGCCCUUCGUGGACCGGGACAAGCUGAAGGAAAUGAGUGUCGGGCCCUUCGGCCCCGCGUGGAUCCGAACCGACGUGCACUUUCCGCCACCAGUCAACCAGAAGGCGAUCCGCAGUUAUCACCAGUCGCAACACCAGCAGGCGGUAAUAGAAUGAAAAUUUCGUAUAUGAUUUGUCGUGCUUUAUUGGUAGGAACAACCAGUGUCAGUGAAGAACCUAUGUGUGGUGCCUCAUGUUUAUGUUCUCAUGCAUGUUUCCUAAUUGAUUUAUCGACUUCGAAACAAAACAGAUCCACCGCGACGUUUCGUACACGUCUGAUGAGUUCGAGCCGGAACACGAUCGAAACGAGGACACGACCGCCCCCGACAACGUAGAAGAUGAAACCCUUCUCGACCACCGGCCGUUAAAAUUGACCCGGCAGAUGAUUUUCAACCACAUCCAGAAGCAGAAAGCGCGAUAUGAAAAUACCAAUGAGGUUCCCAUGGGCGACGACAAACACACGAAGUUGAACAUCAGGAACUUAAUCGAUUUCCAGACUUAUCAACUGUAAAAAUGUCUGGGUCUGGAAGAAUCCAACUUGUCAUGCUGAUUUUGGAUUCUAAAAAAAUCUGUAUUGCAUGAGCAGCAAAGAGAGUCCAAGUUUUGCUACACGGAAAGAGCAUUUGUCAUGCGGUAUAGGCAUCAGGAAGCCCUCACAAAAUCUGUGAUGCUAGGGCAUGCAUCGCAGACAUCAGGAGUCAUGCAAAAUGUGCAUGACAAGCCUGGCAAUCCCAAUCUUCCAGACCCAGACAUUUUUACAUUUGAUAAGACCGACACGCUGCACGACUGGGGCAAGGUGAAGCAGAGACUGGACAACGCGGUGUUCGACCCCACGGCGGAGCAGGGGACCAAGCAGUCCAUCCGGGAAAGACGAGCCUGGAAGUACUGCAGCAAUCCGUGGUUGGAGAAGAAAAUUGAGGAGAACUACCGGGAAAACGCGGUGUGCGUGAACUGCCACGAGUUUGGCCACACCAUCGAGGAGUGCGAUAAGCCGUGCCGGUUCACGAAGGUGGACUUGGCAAACGCGGAGCCGGAAGACCGGACGGAGGACGCGCUGUAUCGGAGGGUGGAAGAGGCGGUGGAGAAGCUGGCGAGUUGGAGAACCAGCGAUACGUGUGUCACGACAAGGUUCUCGAUGUUCAAAAUGCAACAACUACUCCACAAGUUGAAGCAGUGGGGCGGCGUGAGUGUCGAGGCGUUGCGCCGAAUGCACCUACCGCCGGAGAAAAUCACCGCUUUAGUGGAUGAGAUCACGGUGUUGUCACAGUCGGGGUUGGUGUUUCCGGCCGAAGUCGACCCCUUGUGUCAAGUAUCAUUUGUAAAAACGUCCCCACCCAAGAGUUGUAAUGCAAAUCUGCAUGCUGAAAAUGUUUCUCAUGCAGAGACCCAUGAGAAGCAGUCUCUAGUCGUGUUGUGGGAUUUGUGAUGCUAGAAUCAUCAUGAUAUGCUAGAACUGUGAUGCUGCUGAACAAGCUAAACAGGAUUACACUGCGAGGCCUAACUUGUCAUGCGCAACAGCAAAAGCUGACAGAUUUGUCUAGCAGAUUUCCCAGCUUGACUCUGGUGUGGGGACGUUUUUAUUCAGGAUAUCAAGCGCUGUUGAAAAACCCCAUGCUACUCCACGACCAGACGAGCCUGACCAACGCCCAGAAUUACAAGGGCCAAAGAGACGCGUUCGGGGGGCGGCAGCCGCCGUUACCAGUGCAGCCUUUGUCGGAAUUUAUCGUGCGAAAAAAGUGUUUCACUGUAAGGAUUUUGCAAGUUUGGCAUGACAAGUUCGUUACACAUGACAGGGAAAACUUGCCAUGCGAGGUUCCUAAGGGAAAACACAGCUAAAAAUCGCCUGUCUUGCAUGUGUAGCAAGACAAACACUUCUGAGAUGCAGUUUCUGCAUUACAAGUUUACAGUGAAACAGUUUUUUCUUGCGAUAGAAUUCCGGAAGGAGCAGGGGAUUCCAGACCCGCUGACGACCGCGAUCAAGAUAUCCUGAGUAAAAACGUACCCACACCAGAGUUGUAAUGCAGAUUUGCAAAGACAGGAAGACUUGUAAUGCGCAUCCCCAUGAGAGCCAUUUCCAGUCGUGUUUUGGAAUUUGCGACGCUGUGAACAGGAUGAGCAGAUGAAUCUGUGAUGCGGCUGCACUUGCUAACCUGCACUACACUGCAUAGCGCAGCUUGUCAUGCGUGACUCACAAAACUCCUAGGCUUGUGUUGCAAAAUCCCCAUCCUGACUCUGGUGUGGGUACGUUUUUACUCAGGAUACAAGAACGCAAGUCACAGUAGCUCGUCGUCUAGCGGACCAGGAGGUCCGGCGGGAACCACCACCGCGGCGGCAUCAACUGCAAAAACCCUUGCGCCGACCCUAUCGCCCACGACAACCGCGGCAGCGGCCUCCUCCGGCGAUGUUGCGACGGUCCAUCCUGACAGUCCGAACAAAAGAAGGGAUUCGCUGUUCCCAGAUUUCUACAACGACGACGAUAUGAGCAGUAGCGACGAAGAGGAUAGCUUCCUUAUUCCGAGUCUGAGGAAAAAGGAAGGCGAGCCGAGUUCUGCAAAGAAUAACAACACAUCAUCUUCGGGCCAAGUAAAUGAUCAAAAUGCAGGAAACGCCGACAAUAACAACAAGAACACCGGCGCAAAUACUAAACCUUUAUCUGACCUGAAACCGGAGCCGCCGAUUCACGGCCCGCCGCCGGUUCCAAUCAGCGACUGGAAGCACGUGGAGAAGAUCUUUUUAGAAGACUACCUGCAACGGUAUCUCUACGGCGCCAAUGUGAUGUCCCGGAUUUUGGGGAGGGGCGGUGGGAACCAUAAACUAAUGGAGCAAGAAUCCGGAACCCGGAUAUAUUUCCGCGGGGUCGGGAUUUCCCCGGAUUUGCGGAAGUUUCCGGAAUUGGACCAGUUUUGCAUAUGCAUUGCAAAAGUAGCAUCGUACUCGUAUACAUGCUAGUCUUGCAUCACAGAUGUAGAUUCUGACCCUAUGCCGCUCCGGCCCCUGCGGAGGCUUGCCUCCCCAGCGACGCCGGACAAUGGCAAUGUCGGCGCGGUUGUUUUAGCAUCGCAGAAGAUGUAGAUUUAUACCUGAAUCACCAUGACACAUUCCACUUUUCAUUUUGGAAAAAUUAUUUGCCAUGCGAUUUAUACUAGCACGAUACUUUUGCAAUGCAUAUUACAACGACAGCAGCAAGAUGAUCUGGGACGACGACAUUGAGAGGGACCGGCAUAAUGGCCGGGUCUCGAUCACGAGCUCGGUACUACACAGGGACGGGACAAUCACGUCGAGAACCCAAACGGAAUACGCGGACUCGGAGAAGAGGCUGCACAUGCUGGUGCGCGCGGAGUCGCCCGAGCAGGUGGUCAUCGUGAAGAAGAAACUGAAGGAAAUCAUGGAAAACAUCGACUUGGGGCUCCAAGUCGACGCCAGAAUCCAGGAUGUUUUCAACACGAGCAACCAACAAAAUCACGACCAGGGCGGGCGAAACUCGGGAAACAACCUCCCCGCCGGCCCCGAGCACCAUCCCUUCUACCCAAUGGUCCCCUUCGAGGCGAUCUACACCACGGAAGUUCCGGUCCGGGAGAUCAAAAAGGACUGGAAGUUUCAGUUCCCGGCUUCCGAGGAAUUUAAACCGCUCGCCGCGAAGAUCGACCGGUUCUGCAAGGGAUAUUCGAAAGAAGUGGACAACUUUGUUCAAUUCGCGAAGACCUUCGCGGAGGAGCAACAGACGUUGACACAGCAACAAGACGCAGCAGCACAAGCACUUCCUGACGUCGAUAAAAAGAACCCCAACGCAGAAGUUGAUGAAGACGGCGAGGAAAACGAAAAUAAUGGCAGCGGCACGACGACCAGCGCGACCGCCGCGAAGAAGAUGACGAAGAAGCAGAGGGAAAAGGAGCAGCAGGAGAAUCUGUUGAAGGAACUGGAGGAGCCGAAGGACUUGGUCCGAACCAAUUGGUUCGGGAAACCACAACUGAGGUCCGAAUUCCAGAACAACAUUUUCGAAAUCCCGGGGUUGGACCUGCCGGAUUUCGAAGCCUGCGGCGAUCCGGAAUUCAACGACAUCAUAAACGCGUUCAUCGCCAUGCUGUCGGACUGGCAGCUAUCCACAGUAAAUUUCCCGUACACGACGUACAAAUGCGGUCUCUGCAUGACAAAACAUGGCUUCGAUCCUACCUUAGCAUGACAAGUUUUACGGCGCCCUAUAUUGGUGAAAUUUGUGAUCCAUGCAUCUUGUACAUCAUGUACGGAAAAUUUGUAUUGCAUAGUAGCGCCCGUACUGGUUUGAGCCGAAUGAGUUGAUCGCCACACAAUCGUUAGUCCACGGUCCGUAUGAAAUGUAAAAAUGUCUGGGUCUGGAAGAUUCUGAAAUUUCUCAUGCAUGUUUUGCAUGACCCAGGAUGUCUGUAAUGCACGACCGCGCAUCACAGAUUUUGAGAGGGCUUCCUGAUGCCUACUCCGCAUGACAAACGCCCUCCCCGCGUAGCACAAACUAGACUCCUCUUGCGGGUCAUGCAAUGCAGAUUUUUCUAGAGUCCAAAGUUAGCAUCACAAGUUGCAAUCUUCCAGACCCAGACACUUUUACAGUUCAUAGCCCGGUGGAGGUCCCGGAGGAGGCGAAUUUAUUGAAAUUAAUCGACCAGGCGGAGAACGCGAAUUCGCCAACAGCGGGUGGCUUGAAGAGAACUGGGUCCUCUAAUAGACCCGGUUUGAGCGGCUCCUUGAAGGGGAAGGCGGCGUCGACGCUACUCGCCGCACUACCCAAGCCGAAAGCAGCGAUGGCAAAGCCAGCAGGAGCAGGUGCUAUUGUGAAAAGAAGUAAUAAGUUGCCUCCAAAUAUUUCCGCGAUUGUGAAGAAGAAGAUGAAGAAGUCGAGGAAAGCGCGGCGAAAUCGCUACAGCAACAGCUGCUUCGCGAACAGUUUGCUCGCCGGGCACCAUGUUGCUCUGUCCGACGCCGCGGUGGACCGGUUCGCACGGGUUUUGUUUCAGUCCGGACUUUUACCCUCAACUGUGACGAGCUUCAAGCAGGUCGCUGACGGGUUGCGUGCCGCGCGCGGGGUGGUGCGGUGUGAGAAGCACGAUGAGGAGUUGUUGAUGAUGAUGAAGUACCCCUGGGCGGUGUAUUCGGAUUUGCACAAGUCCCAGUCCGUGAAAGACAAGGUCGGAUACCCCUCAGGGCUAGCGGAUGUCCACAAAGAGUUGAAAAUGCUCGGCAGGAAAGCGCCCGUGGAGAUCGUGGUGGAAGAAGAAGGCGCCUUGGAAACAAAUUUCGGCACCGCAGCAAAUAGUAAAAUCGGCCCCAUACCCUCCCCCCAUGCAUCCCCGAGACAGUCGCCGAAAACCGGUGCGGUUGUGCCGGCCAAGGCGACAGGAGCUGCGAGCAAGCCGCUGAACUCCCCGCAAAUGUCCGCUGCACCUCAGGUGGAUAAAAAAAUCACGGCAACCACCAUGUCUGAAACCACACUCGCGCUGCAGCGACCGGUGGGGAACAGGAAGACCCAGCUUUGCUACUACGGCUACUUGGUCGACUGGCGGUUGCCCAACCCGCCGAUGGAACAGAAUCUGUACGCGCAAGAGCACGGGCUGGACGCGCUGAAGAUCGACCAGCCGGAGGCGCCGAUCAUCCCGCAGAGACCCAAACAGCCGGUCAUCGAUCAACAAGCAGUAGCCGCGGAAAACCUGCAGAAGGCGUCGAUGGCAAAGGCAGUGUCGAAAGCAGCGGUCGUCGACCCGCCGGCAGCUGCCAAAAGUGGUGGCGCGCAGACUGGUCCUUCUGCACCUGCCGGGCUGGUGGCCGCGGGGUCACUACCACAGCAGGGCAUGAUGAACAACAAUAAUCCGAUGAAUCAACAGCGAAUUAUGAAUGCAAACAACAACCCGAUGAUGAAUCAGAUGCAAAAUAACAGCGGGCAAAAUUACAACAUCAACCAGCCGAUGAUGAUGAACAAUCAGCAGACUAGCAACAUGAUGAUGGGCAUCAACCCCGCCAACAACAAUAGCAACCUGCCGCCUAAUCCCAUUCAAGCGACUUCCGCGAAAGCGCCGGCGUUGCUGAUGGUCGAACGCGAGAAGCAGAUUGGCGAAAAAACGGGCAUCACCGCGAAACUGGUGGAUGCGGGUGCCGCGCAGAACAUCGUCGUGUUGGAGAGCGAAAGAGAGGAGCAACGAAGACGACAAGAGGAACUGGCAAAGAAGCAGGCCGAAUUGGAGCAAAAGAGGAAAGCGGAAGAGGAGAAAAAGCGGAAGGAGCAGGAAGAGGCCGAGAAAAAGAAGCGCGCCCAGGCGGAAAUCGCGGCGCUCGCGAUGCAGGCGAUUAACCCGAAUAAGGCGGCGGAGACGAUGAAUAAACCGUCGGAGACGAUGAAUAAUUCUUCAUCGGCAGGUAGUUCUUCCUCCGGUGCUGGGGCAGGAGGGCCACCAGGUCAACAACAAAAUCAGCAGGACCCGACGAACACGGCCGUUUUCCAAAUCGAGAAGUGGCUGAACGACGAACAGAAGCAGGAGCUGCAGAAGACCAUCGAGCUGAUCAAGCAGUGCAAGGGGAAACACCAGACGCUGCAAAACAUGGGCGUCAUGCAGGGCAAGGGCCAGCUGCCCGGUGGCAUGACGGGCGAAGACGCGUUGCGGAAGAUCCAGGAGUAUUUGGCACAGCAAUUCAUCAAGCUCCGCACCUUGAAGGGCGCGGCGGCCUCCCGACAAGCGGAGAUCGAGAGGGAAGAGCAGCGGAAGAAAGGGCCGCUGCUGAUGAACCAGGGGCCGCAAAUGCAACUAUUGAAAACUCUCGUCCAGGAGCAACCCGACCGACCCGCGAUCGACCCCCGGCAAGCGGCCUUAGCCGCGGCAAAUCCAACGGGUCCGGUAUUGAACUUCGGGGGAGGUGGAUCCUCGGCGUCGAGCUCCAGUGCAGCAACAGGUGCAAUAAACCUUGUCAACAACCAGCAACCCGCCAGCAGCAGUUCUUCUUCUCGACCCGUUUCCGCCGCGGCCUUGCUGGCCGGCGGGGAACUCGGGCGGCAGCAGUUCACGGGGAACGUGUUUCUCCCUCCGGAAACCUUCCCGGCCCGGGAUCUGCACAAGAAGAUUGCGGGGGAGGACGAUGCAUACUUCAAGCACAUCUUGACAAAAUGGCCCGGCACCGGCGUCACCUUCCACGGGCUGGCGCACGCGCAGGCGCCGGCGGAUAAUCGGUUAAAGAUCAUCGUUUCCUCCACGGACCCCGACAUGGACAAGUUCAAAGAGGCUUUUUCCAACGUGGUGGAUCUCGCCGCCACGGUGACGACGGUGGUCUUACGAGAGCUCGGGGUCCCAGACGACGAAAGGGAGAGAAUCAAGAAGAGCAUGCGCACGGAGAUGUUCUCGAUUGACGCCAACGGGACUCAGAAAAAGAUUACCAAGGCGGAUUCGGACGAAGAAGACACGGUGGAAUCCGACGCAACCGUGCAAGGUAGCAGUGAUGAAGAUGAGUUUUAGCCGAUUUUUAGACGAUACUAGAAGUGGUGUUACACCACUUUUAUAGAUGAAUAAACCCAAAUACACCACGUGUAUUUGGGUUUAUUCAUGGUUUUAGUAUAGUAGUCUUUUUACCGCAUGGUAAUAUCUAUAUGGUGACAUCACAUGGACAUGGCAUACGAGUUGUUUGAUUGAUUCGCAUAAUCUCUAGUAAGAACCGAAAGUGAAACAUCCCGCACAGAAAAAUGGUUACAGCUGCCACACAUUUUGAACACAUUUGACUACUUUAACAUCUGCUACCGCUGCUGCAACAGAAGCUCCCUGCCCCAGGAGGAAGAUGCAUAUCCUGCAUGUAAGAUGAUCAAUGUAAAUUUUUCCUCUGUCUGACACAGAUGACGAGAGUCCCGUAGCUGGUGGAAACAACAACACCACCAAUGGGAUGAACCAGCCUGGUGGACCCCGCCCAAGUGGAAGUCCGAACUUCGGCCCUAAGGGAGGAGGUGGAAACGCUAUGAACAAAGGAGGUGCUAAUUAUGGCAAAGGUGGUGGAAAACUUGGCGGGGGCAUGAUGAAUAACAAAACCGGUGGUGGAGGAGGAAAAAAGGGAGGUUGGUGGUGAGCAGAGAAAUGUUGUACAUCAUGGUUAAUUUCAGCUCUCGCAGAAAAAUGAAACUGAAACGCGACACGACAUCUAAAGUUGUACAUGCGGUGGAAAACUAUCAAAAUGAAGAUCAUUCGGCACUAGUAGUGUCAUACUGAUCGUCGACAACAUGAACAUGUAUGUGCUCCCCACACUUGAGAAUAUGACUACUUCAUGAUCCACUUCUUGGAAAGAAUAAAGUAAGAAAAGUUAAAUCAAAAAGUUACCGGAAGCUGAUCACGAACCAAUCUGACCAUCGGAUGAAGAAGCAAGAAAAUAAGUUAGGACUUUCUUCUGUGUUACUAUACGAGUUCUUUGUAAAGUUGUGAACGAAAAGCGGAAACAAAGGCAAUGAAGAGUCACAUCGCUAGUGGAAACGACUAUACGCCAUAGACUAAUAAUUCCUGCAGAAAAUUUUUCUGAGUUGAUCGUAUGAAUGAGAUGAAAUUUAGAGAAUGCAC
Amoebophrya sp. A120 is the source of this 15556-nucleotide messenger RNA. NCBI's taxonomy places the organism in Eukaryota, Dinophyceae, Syndiniales, Amoebophryaceae. The record is from the annotation of a GenBank genome assembly.